Molecule: messenger RNA, 2836 nt
Organism: Gigantopelta aegis
Lineage: Eukaryota; Metazoa; Mollusca; Gastropoda; Neomphalida; Peltospiridae
Product: Bardet-Biedl syndrome 7 protein homolog
Exons: 18
Coding region: 98-2239 (713 amino acids)
Biological process (GO): non-motile cilium assembly; intracellular transport; intracellular protein localization
Cellular component (GO): ciliary basal body; axoneme; neuron projection
Molecular function (GO): protein binding
Source: RefSeq, a predicted model, not a curated record
CGCAUAUUUGUUUCGUUGUUUGGGAAGCUAAACAUAAAUAUUUAUAAAUUAACAGUUCAAACUUUUGUUUGAGAAAACAGUUAACAGAUCAUUUAAAAUGAUGGAAUUAAAUUUAUCGCGUGUGGACUAUAUGCAGGUUGGAAUAACCUGUCCUCAGACAAUGAAGCUUCUUCCUGCUUCUGGAAAAUUACAGAAGGUUACAGUAGCAGAUUGUGAUGGCGUGCUUCAGUGCUUUGGUAUGAGGAAAAGAGAAGUACAGCAUUUCUUCAAAACAGUACCAGGUGCAAGGAUCACAAGCUUGGAACUUGGAGGUCCCACUGGUCAGCCCCGUGAGAGGGUAUUUAUAGCAGCUGGACCUGAAGUAAAGGGAUUCACCAAAAAGGGCAAAAACUUUCUAACCUUUGAUACCAACAUGUCAGAACCUAUUCAGUCCAUGUAUGUAGAAGGAGCUGAUCUGCUUGUUUGUGGUAAUUUUAUUUACAAUCAUUACCGGGACUGUAAAGAUCUGAACUACUUUCUGUGUGGAGACAAGGUUAACAAUGUGCUCUGCCUGCCUCUGGAUAGAGUGCCGGAUGUCAUCCCAGUGUUAGCCUGUGAAGACAGGGUUCUCAGGGUUUUACAGUCCUCAGACUUGUUGUAUGAGAUGGAGGUCCCGGGUCCUCCUGUGGUUCUCUGUCUCUAUGCCAACAAUGGAGGAGAUGAUGGCAAUGAAAUUCUCUAUGGAACAGCUGAUGGGCGUAUUGGAAUGGUGCAGAUUGGAGUCCUGGCUCCAACACACAGAUGGGAACUGCCUAAUGAAAAGAGAAGUGGAGGUGUUUUGUGUCUUGACAACUAUGACAUCACUGGAGAUGGGGUGUUUGACUUGCUAGUGGGUCGAGAUGAUGGUCAGAUUGAAGUGUACAGUUACGAUGAAGCUGAUGAACCUGUCCACAGAUUUAGCCAUACGUGUAGUGAGAGUGUGACGUCUGUACAAGGAGGUGUGGUCUCCUCACCGGGCUAUGAUGAAAUUAUCUGUACAACAUAUGCAGGAUGGCUAUUUUCUUUGACAUCAGAGUCAAAGCACAAAUACUCUGGACAUGAUACUCUCAGUUUUACUGCUGAGGGAAAACAAAAAAUAGUUUCAUUGAGACAGGAAUUGGAUGAUCUUCAGAAGAAGGUGGUGGAUGAAAGGGAGAAGUACCAACAGUCAGCCUUCUCCAAUAAUGCAGUUUCUGCCGUCCCGUGUUUCAACAUCAAAGACAAGUUUGUGCUAAAUCGGGAAGAUGCCAGCUACACCAUGAGUCUUGAGCUACAAAUGCCAAUAGAUAAUGUGCUGUUACAGAGUGAUGUCCCCAUUGAUCUACUAGAUGUAGAGAAGAACUCAGCAGUUGUCAGCUACAGUCACUGUUCACCUGAAGAAGGAAAUUUUCUUCUUGCCACAUACAGGUGUCAGGCAAACACGACCCGACUGGAACUGAAGGUUAGGUCUAUAGAGGGUCAGCACGGGAUUCUUCAGGCUUACAUCACCCCAAGAAUACAGCCAAAGAUCUGUCAAGUCAAACAAUAUCUUAUUAAACCUCUGUCACUUCACCAACGUACACACGUCUUUGAUGACAAGAGACCAUACAAUACAUUAAAACUGACAGGUUCAUUCAGUUUGGCCGAGAUGCACAACUGGGUUUGCUUCUGUCUGCCUGAACUGCCGGAGAGGACACCAGCUGGAGACACGGCCACCUUCCAUUUUGAGUCCACAUUCCUCAACACGCAGCUAGAGUGCUGCUACAGGAAAGGUGAGGCUACAUUCAGAUCAGACAACAUCUCAACAAUAUCUAUUCUGAAGGAUGUCCUGUCUAAAGAAGCAACUAAAAAGAAGAUAAGACUUGAUAUCACAUACGAGGUGAAUGAUGAUUCAGUAUCACACACACUGGGUUUGAUUCAUCCAAGACUGGAAUCUCAACUUCUGCUUGCCAAGAAAGUUCAGCUUAUUGAUGGAUUGAAGGAACUUGCUAUUCACGAGAAUGACACCAGUUUCCUCUCCUCUGAGUAUCAACAAAUAUUGGAUAAUGCAGACAAAAUUCAGCAAGAGUUUAAAAAGCAACCCUGUCACUUGGAACGAUUAUAUGGUAUGAUCACUGACCUCUACAUUGACAAGUUCAAGUUCAAAGGACAAAAUGUGAAGGGCAAAGUUGCUGGACUAUUGGAAAUUCUUGAUAAUUAUGACUUGGAAAGUCUUGUUCAGUUCUUUGAAAAUUCAGCUUGAAUAACAUUGCAGCUGACUCUAAGUGACUGUGGAAGUCCGUACCAGUUAAUUUUAAAGAUUACCAAUACUAAAUUCAAGUAUAUAUAUAUACUGAAUAAAACAUGUUUAAUAAUAGUAAGAAAAAAUAUCAGUUGUCAGAAAGAGCUUGUUGUGUGUAACACUGGUAAUUUGACUGUUCGCAUACACAGGGAAUCAUUAAUUUCCUAUUGUGGUAACAAUGGUCAUGCCAUGGGCUACAAAGAGAUGUUAAGAAGAGGAAUAUGUCUCAUUGAUUCAAACAAAUGGGAUAAAUAAAAAAUCACACAUGUAUCAGCUGGACACAGAAAACAGGUUCUAUCUUAUGACAUCAUAAAAACAUUACAUGGCAACGUUAUUUAUCAAGCAACUGGCACACAGAUGUCAUCACAUUUUGUAUUCAUAUGCAUGUUGCUCUAGUUACUCUUGAACAUUGUGGAGGUGAAUGUUGAUGCCAUCUAGACAUUGCAUGACAGUGUUCUCGCUGGGUGAAAAUUAAAGGAGGGUGGCCGCUCGGCACCACACCCUUCAAAAAAACAAAACAAAAACCCAAUAAACAAAAAGCAAAAAAAAGGGGGGGGG